GUAUCUCAUUAUCCCCACUUUUGACGACACUAUGGGUCAGAAAGAUAAGAGAGGAACCUCUCUCUCUCUAUCCGCAUGCAAACAAUAGGAUCGUACGCCAAUGCUCGUUCCAGUUAGUAUAUAUUCCAGUGGCUAAGAUCAAAGGUGUAGAUACUUACAGAGAGAAGAAGGAGAGAUGUUACAUGUUCCAUUCAUCUUCGGAAAUGUACCAAUCAGAACGCAGUAUUUUCAUCCAGCAAGCAAUCCAGCACGAAAACAAGCAUCGUAUUCCUGGCUUUAGUGUGCUGGCUUUAGUUGUGAUCAAGGUUACUAGAUAUAUAGGUUAUCUCAUUGGUGAGCUUGUGGGCAGGGUGCGCAUCGGCAAGAGGGGCUAUUGUGGCUGCGCCAUGUUGAAUCGAAGACUGAUCAGUAAAGGACGGGAAAAAUGGCGCUCACUCAACAUGUUGCGAGUGAGCGCAUCGCUCAGUAACGUUCAGGACGAAAUCACUCAACAGUUGCACAACCGUUGAAUGUCGUGAACGCACCCUUUCUCUCUCGCACAGGAUUCACAAUGACGACGUCACGAAAGAAUGGGGAUGAGGCAAGCUGUAUAUGGAGGCUGCGUUCCAAUAUUCACUGCUAGCACUGAAAAUCUAUAAUAUACACACACUAUAAUAUACACUAUAAUGACACAGAGGCUGCGUCUCGAAAUUCACUGCCAAUACUGAAAAACUGUGGUAUACCUGACAUAAACUAUAAAUUUUUAGUACUGGCAGUGAAUAUCGGAACCCAGCCAAACUAUGGGUGCUUCCGAAAUGUCCAGGGUUGAAUCAAGUUGAGUUAAUUCCACAUAUAGUAUAUGUGACGGAUAUUAUAGUGAAACCAAUUCAGUUCGAUCCAACUCUAGACAUAUCGGAAGCAUCUUAUGUAUUUUCAGUACUAGCAGUGAAUUUCAAAACAUAACCGUAGUAACUUUGAGUUGUGAUGACGAUCUGGCAGUUUUAAUUUUUAUUCUCUUCUUAUUAGUAUAAAGGUUAAAAUAUUCUGGCACAUUUGUGAAAUCGAAAUAAAAUUAACUUGUUACACAUAAUUUGGCAUGAAUACUAUGAAAAGUUUUGUCUAUCCUUGUAAAUCCCCCCUAUUGAGGAUUAUUUUCUAUAAUAGAUUGAAAAAAGUCAAUUAUACAUUAGUCAGAUCAACAUCGACCAUAAAUAUUAAGGACAUCAAGUAUUACAGCAAAAUAAAAAAUGACUGGUGGGACACUAGUAAAAACGGUAUAAUGCUAUCUCUUCAUCUAUUCAACCCACUUAGAGUACAAUUUAUAAGGGAUGGUCUGGCUAAUACUGGUUUCAAAGAACAGACUCCAAGUUUGCCAUUGCAAGGAGUUAAGAUUGCAGAUGUUGGUUGUGGUGGAGGUAUCCUAACCGAGGCUUUAGCUAGAACAGGAGCUCAAGUAACUGGAGUAGAUGCGUCAGAAGAAUUGAUAAAUGUUGCUAAGCUGCAUGCAGAAUUAGAUUCUAAUAUAUCGAAGAAUAUAAACUACGUUCAAACAAGCAUAGAAGAAUUCUCUAGUAAGAAUGAAAAACUGUAUGAUGCUGUUAUAUCCUCUGAAGUUAUAGAACAUGUAUAUAACCAAGAAUUAUUUCUAAAGGAAUGUGUAAAACUUCUGAAGCCUGGUGGAUCAAUUUUUAUAACAACGCUAAAUAAGACUCUGAUCUCUUGGUUUCUUGGUAUUAUAAUUGCUGAAUAUGUUAUAAAUAUAAUACCUCGCGGUAUACACGAUUGGAAUAACUUUAUUCCACCCUGUGAAAUUCAACGUAUAUUGGAAAAAAAUGGUUGUAAGACUAAAUUAAUUCAUGGAAUAAUAUAUAAUCCAAUAAGUAUGAAAUGGUCUUGGUCAUCCAACACAAUACUUAACUAUGGCCUCCAUGCAGUUAAGAAGAAAGAAAUCGAUGUAUAAUUUUUCUCUGCAUAAAAUAUCUCAUGAACAUAAUAAGAUGUACAUGUACGUAUUAUAUUGUAAUAUCAUAAAAUUGCUAUAUUUUUGCUGUUGUUAUACUUAAUUAUUGAUAUUAUGAUACUAUGGCCAAAGCUCAUUGUACUAAAAUACUCCAAAGGUAUAAUAUAGGUCAGACACUUUAUUAAGGAAUAAGUACAAAUAUAUUGAAGGACAAAGAUUGGUAUUAUUAUUAAAUAAAAUCGGUAUAUGGUAUGAAAA
Molecule: messenger RNA, 2197 nt
Organism: Harpegnathos saltator (Jerdon's jumping ant)
Lineage: Eukaryota; Metazoa; Arthropoda; Insecta; Hymenoptera; Formicidae
Product: ubiquinone biosynthesis protein COQ3, mitochondrial
Exons: 6
Coding region: 1076-1939 (287 amino acids)
Biological process (GO): ubiquinone biosynthetic process
Cellular component (GO): mitochondrion
Molecular function (GO): 3-demethylubiquinol 3-O-methyltransferase activity; polyprenyldihydroxybenzoate methyltransferase activity
Source: RefSeq, a predicted model, not a curated record